GAAAAAGGAAGAGAGUACAUCUCAAUAAUCGCAGACACACAUAUCUUAUUCUCUCUCUUCAAAUUCAAUUGUCAUUUCUCUUAAGAUCGGCUCCGUCGUGGAGCUCGCCUUGAUGCCAAUCCGCCACCAUGCCAACCUCCUCCACCGCCGUUACUCACCGUCCUACGGACCUCCUCACACGCCUCUCCUCACCCGACCACAACAUCAAGCUCAAAGCUAUCCGCGAAGUUAAAAACCAUAUCAUCGGCAGUCGCACCAAAAAACUCGCCUAUCUCAAGCUAGGCGCUAUCCCCGCCGUCUCCUCCAUUCUCUCCGCCGCCGUUGCCGAGUUUUCUUCUCGAUUAUCCGACGACAACGGUGACGUCAUUAUCCUGGAGAACAAAAAUAGUAACCAUUAUAUUAACAACAUUAUUGUCCAGUCUGCGGCGACUCUCGGUAGCUUCGCUUGCGGCUUCGACGCCGGUGUGAGAGCCGUUCUUGACGCCGGCGUGCUUCCUCUCCUAAUUCGGCUUCUCUCUAUCUCCGAUGAAAAGGUGGUGGAUGCCGGUGCACGUUCACUUAGGAUGAUUUAUCAGUCGAAAGUAACUCCGAAGUACGAUUUCUUCGGCGAGAAAAAAAUUGAAUUCCUUCUUACGUUAUUGAAUAGUGAAAGUGAAAAUGUUACUGGUCUUGGAGCAAGUAUCAUUAUACAUUCCUGUGAGACAAACGCCGAACAGAAAGCAUUGCGUGAUGCUGGGGUUUUAAAGAGGCUUUUUGCCCUUCUUGGAGGCUCGUUAAAUCAGAGAGAUGGUAGCUUGGAGUCUUUAGCUGCUAUAUUGAGGAACAAUCCUGAUGUUAUAUCAAAGUUUUUGGGGCCGGAAAAUGGAAGUCCGUUGGAUUAUAUUAUUGGAUUGACCAAGGAUAGGUAUCCCCGGACUAGAUUACUUGCUUGUAUGUGCCUGAUUGUUAUAAGAAAUUCCUCUCCUUGCUAUUUACAGGAUUUUAGUAUUAAGACGAAAUUGAUACAGCUUCUACUUGAGCUUCUUAAUGAGCAUGGUCAAGUUGGAGAUGAAGCUCCCUUUGUUUUUUCUAGUUUAAUUGUGGACAAGGAGGAUUUACAACAAUUGGCUUUUGAGGCAAAUGCCCUCGAUAAGUUUUUUGACCACUUGAAAAAAAGUCAAUUACAUCCUAAACGACUCCAAGGUGUCCUGCUGGCAUUGGCUGAUCUAUGCUCAAAGCUGGAGACUUGUCGAUCUAGAUUCCUGUCAUUGAAGGUUUUGAAAUCAGUGACUGAUGCACUAAAUCAUGACAGCAUUGAUGUAAGGACUGCAGCUUGUAUUUGUAUAAGAAGUGUCACUCGGUCUAUCAAGAACUUAUGUGCAGGAAAUUUUAUGAAGGAAACGCUUGUGACUCCCUUGGUCCGGCUUCUGGAUGACCCUUCAGUGACUAUCAAGGUUGCAGCUCUGGGUGCUAUUAGCAAUAUACUAGUUGAUUUUACCACACGAAAAUCAACUUUUGUACAAUGUGGAGGUGUAAAACAGCUCAUCUAUUUAUCCAAAUCGAUGGAUUCAACUGUCAGGAUAAAUGCAUUAUGGGCCUUGAAGAACAUGGUGUUUCAGGCAGAUAAUAGAUUUAAAGAAAUGGCCUUUAUGGAGAUCACUGCUUCUUUAUUAGCAAACCUUAUAUGUGAUUAUGACCCUUGUGUUCAAGAGCAAGCUCUAGCACUUGUUCGGAAUCUUGUUGAUGGAUGUGCAAGUUGCCUUGAUUAUGUCUUUGCUGAAAAUGCUAUUGUAUUAGAUGCUGUUGGAAGGCAACUAGCCAGUGCUUCGGAGGCUGGAAUUGGCAUACAGGGAAUGUAUGUGCUUGCAAAUGUAGCCAGUGGUAAUGAAUUCCAUAAGGAAGCAGCUCUGCACAAACUCCUUCCACUAGUGGAUGAUGAAACCCAACCUUUUAUAAUCAAGUUCUUGCAGAGUAAUGACAGCCGCUUGCGUGCAGCUGCUGUCUGGGCCAUAGUAAACCUCACAUUUCCUUCAAGUCCUGGUGCAUUUAGUCGGCUUGUUAAACUUCGGAGUGCCGGAGUAGUACCACAAAUAAAGACCAUGGUCAAUGAUCCUUGCCUAGAUGUGAAGCUUCGUGUUCGAACAGUGCUCAGUCAAUCUAUGAUAUUUGGCGAUGGCCUCACUUGAACAUUUUUGAGUCAUUGAUAUGAACCUAGCACAAAUACGAGAAUAGAGUUUACUUUUUGGUCUUGACCUUUUUGCGUAAUGUGUCCAGCAUCUUUGAAGCUUGAACCUCGAUGUUUCAUCCAAGGUCCAACACAUUGCUUCCGUUUUUCAAGUUAGAGCAAUGUGUAAAUUUCUUAUUUUGUGGGCACCUCUCAUCAGGUCAUCUUUAAAAUUUCAUCGCACGAAAUAUGUACACACGUUGGUUAUUUUAAGCAGUGAUAAUUUCUGUAAUUCAUGGUAUAACUUGUAUAUUGUACAAUGCACAUAUUUCGAAAAAGCACCGUCUAUCUGAUUUUAAGAAUUGGUCGAUAAUUCAUCGCCAUUGCCAUUUAUAAAUCACAUCAUGUUGAUACUGAGGAGGGCACACCUGACAGUAAACCUGGUGCCAAACUUCACUUAUUACUGUAAAUUUUUGUUCAGGAUACUUUAUUUAUUAGUUAUUCACGGAUUAUGAAAUCUGUAAAUCAAGUGUCUUCUAUAGUUA
Molecule: messenger RNA, 2688 nt
Organism: Mercurialis annua (annual mercury)
Lineage: Eukaryota; Viridiplantae; Streptophyta; Magnoliopsida; Malpighiales; Euphorbiaceae
Exons: 9
Coding region: 129-2165 (678 amino acids)
Biological process (GO): proteasome-mediated ubiquitin-dependent protein catabolic process
Cellular component (GO): GID complex
Molecular function (GO): protein binding
Source: RefSeq, a predicted model, not a curated record